AUGUUUAUCACGAUGAGUACUCUCGUCGGUCUUAUAAUCGCGUGUUUAGCGCUCGGCACUAACGGUUUAUUAAAACCGCUAAUUAUCGGUGGCCAGGAUGCUCCGAUCGAACUGUAUCCAUAUCAGGCUUCAUUGCGAUAUGAAGGUUAUCACUUUUGUAACGCAGUUAUUAUUAACAAGAGAUACGUCAUUACCGUUGCGCAAUGCGUUUAUGAUGUCAGUAAUCCAUACAUAUACAGCGUUAUGGUUGGAAGCGAUCGUCUCGAUAAACCAGGCGAUGUAUAUCGAGUAUUGAACAUAAUAGUACACAAUGGUUAUAAUAAAGCGCUACAUAUUCACGACAUCGCUUUGAUUCGCGUGACGGAGGAUAUUAAGUUUAACGAAAACGUCCAACCUAUUUCCCUACCAACCGUCGAACGAAAUUACGAUGAUUAUCCUCUCAUGGUUACAGGCUGGGCAAAGAACAACGGUGAUUUCGGUAAUCCGGUCGUUGCUGACGGUAUUUUAGUUGGUCUAGUGUCACUCGCACGUUGCAGCCCCACGUAUCCAGACAUAUCCACCAGGGUAUUCUAUCACAAAUCAUGGAUCGAUGAGAAAAUCGAGAAGAUCUAA
Molecule: messenger RNA, 612 nt
Organism: Dinoponera quadriceps
Lineage: Eukaryota; Metazoa; Arthropoda; Insecta; Hymenoptera; Formicidae
Product: chymotrypsin-1-like
Exons: 4
Coding region: 1-612 (203 amino acids)
Biological process (GO): proteolysis
Molecular function (GO): serine-type endopeptidase activity
Source: RefSeq, a predicted model, not a curated record